Auanema sp. JU1783 is the source of this 2448-nucleotide messenger RNA. The record is from the annotation of a GenBank genome assembly. NCBI's taxonomy places the organism in Eukaryota, Metazoa, Nematoda, Chromadorea, Rhabditida, Rhabditidae.
AUGGAAGCAAUAGGUCGCAAAUUAGAAUUAGGAAUAUUCCGUACAAGUAAACCUAUUAAAGAAGAUAAAAAGAAUGAUGGCAAGAAAGAGAAAAUUAAAAAACGUUCAGCAGAACGUAAAGUUCUUCGAUCUUCGACUAAUAGUCCGACCAAACCUUCUGAUGCUCCUUUAACUCAAACACUGCUGAUGAUGAAGAAAAGAGAAAAAGAAUGUUUUGCAAAUGCUACGGUUCAAAAGGAUUCCAUUUGUCGAGAAGCUGCUCACAAGACGAUCUCUGUUCCAAUCAUCAUUCCUCAUAUAUCUCAAGAAAAAGCUCAGCUAACAGUUGCAGCACCGAAAAAGACUUCUUCUUUGACUUCUUCUGAAACUAAGAAAUCGGAUAAGAAAGCGAAAAUCUGCGACGAGUCGAAUCCCGUUACAAACGGUUCUUACUCUCAAUUAGUUGAAUUGAAGUUAGCUGAGUUAGCCGAACAAGCUGAGCAUUUGGCUCGAGCCUUACGAAAGACAUCAAACGACGAUAUCGAUUGCGACGACGACAAUUCAUCAAAUAAGGAACAAUUAUCUGAGACGACGACACAGUUCGACGUCGAUUCUGCCACUUUAGAUACAAGUGAAGAAGACGAAAAGAAUAAACGAAAUAUUCUGAAAGUUGAGAUUGCUGCUCCUGUUGUUAAAGCUUCUGAACAGCUUAGCUUACAAUCACCUAAAUCAUCGAAAGAGCCUAAUAAGGAAAGCAGCAAGAAGACUGUCUCUCACAAUUCCAAAGCUACAAAUCAAGAUUCUUCACGUAUUGUCACGAACAGUGAUAACUUUGAUUUAAAGCGAUUAGCAGAAGCUACUAAAUCGUUGCUCGAAUUAGCUGAUAAUCAAGGAGAAACGAAACCGUUUGCUCCAUCUGAUUCUGAAGCCGAAAUGAGAGCACGUAGAAUUCCUCCAGCAAUGUCCACAUCGGAAAUUCAUCUUACUGAUCGUGGUAGAGAAAGCUUAGCUGAUCGUUUAUCAAAAGGAUUACAUGAUCUUACUCAUGGAUCAACAGACCGUCUCCAAAAAUGGAAAACGAAACUACAUACAGGACGUCGAGCUAAAGAUCAGAGUGAACCUCCUCCUACUAACAGAUCACAAUAUUCCUCAACAAUGCCAGCAACUGAUGUUCUUCUGGAUUGGACGUCUGUACGAUCGCCUCGACCUCUCCAUUCAUCCAAAUCCGCAACGAAUGCUCUCAAAGACAACAUUAUAUCACCUAUUGAUGGAAUGGAGCAUAGAACCUUAAAGUCAAAAGAGAAUUCAGUCAGUCAAAAAGAUCUCACUUUUCACUAUCAAAAUAUGAAUAGUUUACAAAAAAUUAUGAACACAAUGGAUAAUUUCGCUAAGACUUCACAAUUCAAUCUACCUCCACCUGUUCGAAUAACACCACAUUCGGGUGUUAAACCAACUGGAGACGAUAUACUUCGGCCUAUUGCAUUCCGACCUGUUACAAACCAAACAUUUGAAGAUUACAAACUACGUCAAUCACAAGAUAUGAGGAAUUUUGAAAGACAAGUCAUUCGAGGCGAUGCUAAUAAGAAUGCUUCUUACAUAUGUAACUCGAACAAUCAAGUUCAACGUCCUCGACAGAUUUAUCAACAAACAACCAAUUUCCCUGUUUCGAACAAGCCAAUCGAAAACGAAUAUGACACAGUGCCAGAGUAUUUGGAAAAAGAAAAGUUUAGUGAUUUUUGUUCGAGUGGCUCUGAUUAUGGAUCGUUUGUUCCACCCAAACUUACCUCUUCCAUGGCAUCCAGUGGAACUGGAAGUAGUCAUUUAAGCAGUCCUUCCAGUACAAACAAGAAGCCAUCAUUGGGAAGAAGUGCGUCUGGAGUUCAUAUCACUCCUUCACCUAGUGAUUCGGGAAUUGUUGAUUUUGAAGCCGUAAUUCGUGACAAAGAAAAUGAACUGCGAGAAGUUCGUUCAACUAUGGAACAGAAUGAGGAGAUUAUUGUAAAAGUUUAUCAAGAGAAGGAGAAGUUAUGGAAAGAAGAAUUAGACCAGCUUCGUCAACGGCUGGCUGCUGCCGAACGUGGCGAACAAGGUCUUCGAACUCAGCUUGCCGGUUGUCAGAGACAAACGGAAACCCUCACAAGGACAGUGGAAGGCUUAAGAGACGAGAAGUCGGGAUUGCUCAGAAAGUGUUUCCAAAUAGAACGGGAGCUUGCAUCAAUGAAAUCCCAUUUUGAUAAGCCACGAGUCUGCGAAGAAUGUAAUAGAAGAGAAAAACCUAUACCAGCUCCACGCCAGCAGAAAGAUUCCGAUACGAGCAUUAGAUCAGAAGUUUCAUCAUUACGUGAUGAAGUGGCUACUCUAAAAGAAGCUCUGCAAGAACAGAUGAAAAUGUUUUCAAGUGAAAGAAAGGGUUGGGAAGAUAAGCAGACAAACGGACAAACUAAUGAUGUGAGGGAUCGAUUGAUAUGA